This is a messenger RNA of Aureobasidium subglaciale EXF-2481, 1818 nucleotides long. RefSeq lists its product as uncharacterized. NCBI's taxonomy places the organism in Eukaryota, Fungi, Ascomycota, Dothideomycetes, Dothideales, Saccotheciaceae. The transcript is spliced from 2 exons. The record is from RefSeq and is a predicted model, not a curated record. Bases 1 to 1818 code for a protein of 605 amino acids.
AUGAACUCCUUCAAGGCCGCCUCGGUCCUGUCUCUCUUCACGACCAUCGCUGCUGCCUGGCCUGCCUCCCCUGCUUGGAACAGCACAUCCUCCUCUACUGGCUAUGCCUGUAAUCCCGCUCAUUCUUACCCCGGUGGUGCUUCUUGCAUUUCCACCGCUGGCUCCUUGACUUUGGUCACUCCUACUGCUUGGACCACCUCCACUACUGUCUACACAACCGACUAUGUCACCUACUGCCCUACUCCUACUGUAGUCACAAUCAACAAGCAGACUAUCACUGUCACUAAGGCCACCACCUUGACCGUUCCUUGCCCCACAACUGCAGUAGUCACUAAGCCCGUCCUUGCCGGACCUACUGGUACCGCUCCUGCUCCCAGUGCUACUGCAUCCAGCUGUGUUGCCAAGUACGACGCCUGCAGAACUACCCGCGUCAACGGCCUCUCUGCCAACCAGGCUCAGUGUGCUGCCGACAACGCUGCCUGCCAGGGAGCUUGCUACGCCGCCUACAACACUUGCAGAACCACCCGUGUCAACGGACUCUCCGCAAACCAGGCACAAUGUGCCUCUGAGUACGCUGGAUGUCUUGGCGAGAACCCCUUCACGGAGGGUUACUCUACCCUGCCUGGCGCUCCUGCUUCCACUGUCUGGACUACCUCCACUACUGUCUACACAACCGACUAUGUCACCUACUGCCCUACUCCUACUGUAGUCACAAUCAACAAGCAGACUAUCACUGUCACUAAGGCCACCACCUUGACCGUCCCUUGCCCCACAACUGCGGUUGUUACCAAGCCAGUCCUUGUUGGGCCCACCGCUAGCUCCGCUGCUCCUUCUAUGCCUGCUGCUUCUAAGCCCGCUGGCUCAAUGCCCGCUGCUUCUAUGCCUGCUGCUUCUAUGCCUGCUGCUUCUAUGCCUGCUGCUUCUAUGCCCGCUGCCUCCAUGCCUGCAGUUGUCUGCCCCCCUGCUCAGACCGUCACUGUUACUCAGUACGUUACUGUCUCGAUGGAGAGCCCUAAGGCCCCUGUCAGCGCUCCUGCCACCACCCAGAAGCCUUCCAGCGCCCCCUCAGCUUCGGCCUGUGCCACCGCCCUAUGCCCUUUACUAAUCAAACUCGAAAGGUUUGACGGCUGCAACCCUGCCCGUAGCAGCUGCCCUAACGGACCUGGAACCUUCACCACUGUUACUCCUUCCACCUACCCUACCAGCUAUGUCAUCAACGGCCAGACUGUCUCCUUCACCGCCGCUCCUACCUCAUGCCUUCCUUCCUCCUCAGCUGCCAUGAGCUCCAAGCCCGCUUCAUCCGCUCCUGCCUCCAAGCCCGCUUCCUCUGCUCCUGCAUCUUCCGCCCCUGCUUCCAAGGCUUCCAGCGCCGUACCCGCUCCUUCUGCUUCCGCCGCUGGCAAGUGCCCUCUUGACCUCAAGGCUGGCGCUUACGAGUACCCCCACGCUCUCCGUGUCAACGGUGUCAACGGCUACAACAUCGUUGUUGGCAAGGACAGCAAGACUGACGUUGUCUUCGACAUUCCCCAGGCUGAUGCUGGCAAGACAUGCAACACUUACUUCUCCCUCCCCGCUAAGUCUGGUCUCGUCACCUCUGACUACACUUUGUCUGGUGCCGGUGUUAUCACUGUCUCCAAGGGUGGCAAGGUUGUCAACACCUUCACUCCCCAGCCCAACAAUGCCUACCUCAUUGAGUCUGGCAAGUGCGCCUCUGGCCAGGCUGUGACCUACACCUUCAGCACCAGCGACGCCCUUCAACUUAAUGCGUUCAACGAUUAUAACGCUUGUGCUCUCGGUGCCUUUGUCACCGUUGCUUAA